This is a messenger RNA of Helicoverpa zea (corn earworm), 3977 nucleotides long. It is a transcript of the gene Marf, whose product is annotated as transmembrane GTPase Marf. Gene Ontology annotation, biological process: mitochondrial fusion; mitochondrion localization. Bases 268 to 2583 code for a protein of 771 amino acids. Gene Ontology annotation, cellular component: mitochondrial outer membrane. NCBI's taxonomy places the organism in Eukaryota, Metazoa, Arthropoda, Insecta, Lepidoptera, Noctuidae. Gene Ontology annotation, molecular function: GTPase activity; GTP binding. The transcript has 15 exons. The record is from RefSeq and is a predicted model, not a curated record.
UAAGAAAAUGAAAAUGAGAACCGAACGUUCCCGAAGUUGAGAAAAAUUGGCAAUUGAAAACAGGGAAAUAAAUUUAUGAAAAAAUUUAUUGGUAAUAAUCUGCCGAAAAUAAUUUUAAAUAGGGAGUAACAUGUUCAAUAUGAUGCUUUAAUGCAUAGCUUUACCGUGCAUGCAUUAUUAAAACUGUAGAAGUGAUACAGUGACUAUAUUGUUGGCUUGUCCGGCAUAAGGUCCACCUAACGACAACCGUGAAUAUUUCCUUCCCGUAUGGCUGCGUAUGUUAACCGUACGAUAUCAAUGAUGGCUGGCGACGGGCCCCACAACGUUGCGAUGCUGAACAAUGGUGCGGUCCGCGUGAACAUGUCCAACGUUGACUCACCGCUACAGAUAUUUGUGAGGGCUAAGAAGAAGAUUAAUGAUAUAUUUGUUGAGAUAGAUGAUUAUGUCAAAGAUGCCGUCACUUUUAUGCAUGCUGUCACGGGUGAAAAUGGCAUCGCAACUCCACAGGACCUGGCCAACGUGGAGGCCUAUGUAUCCAAAGUGCAAGCCAUACGAGAAGUCCUCAAACGAGAUCACAUGAAAGUCGCCUUCUUUGGCCGGACAAGCAACGGUAAGAGUACAGUGAUCAACGCGAUGUUACACGACAAGAUCCUGCCGAGCGGCAUCGGGCACACCACCAACUGCUUCCUGCAGGUCGAGGGCUCCGACACCGACGAGUCCUUCCUCAGGACCGACGGCUCCGAGGAGAAGCUUAAUGUGCAGUCAGUGAGCCAGCUAGGCCACGCACUAUGCGCGUCGCGGCUGCAGGAGUGCUCGCUGGUGCACGUGUACUGGCCGCGCGAGCUGUGCGCGCUGCUGCGCGACGACGUGGUGCUGGUGGACAGCCCCGGCGUCGACGUCACGCCCAACCUGGACGAGUGGAUCGACCAGUACUGCCUCGACGCCGACGUCUUCGUGCUCGUCGCCAACGCAGAGUCCACGCUCAUGGUCACUGAGAAGAACUUCUUUCAUAAAGUAUCGACAAAAAUAUCGCAACCGAACAUAUUCAUACUGAACAACCGAUGGGAUGCUUCAGCUUCCGAACCUGAGUAUUUAGAUCAAGUCCGCACGCAGCACGCGAACCGCUGCGUGGACUUCCUGUCGCGCGAGCUGCGCGUGUGCUCGCCCAAGGAGGCGGAGGAGCGCAUCUUCUUCAUCUCCGCCAAGGAGGCGCUGCUCACGCGCAUGCGCGAGCGGGAGAAGCCCGUCUCCUCGCCGAUCCUAGCGGAAGGCCACCAGGUGCGGUACUUCGAGUUCGUGGACUUCGAGCGCAAGUUCGAGGAGUGCAUCAGCAAGUCGGCCGUGCGGACCAAGUUCGCGCAGCACUCGCGCCGCGGCAAGAACAUCGCCGCUGAGGUCAUGGCCGCGCUAGAACAGGUGUACAACACAGCGACGGACCAGAAGGCAGCCAAAGUGGAGAAGCAGCGAGUGCUGCACGAGCAGCUGUCCGCCAUCGAGGAGCAGCUCACCACCAUCACGCGCCAGAUGAAGGACAAGAUCAACCGCAUGGUCGAGAGCGUCGAGCAUAAGGUAUCGCUAACCCUGAGCCAGGAGAUCCGCCGGCUGUCGGCCCUCGUGGACGAGUACGACGCGCCCUUCCGCACCGAGCGCGGCGCCCUCGACCAGUACAAGCGAGCCCUGCACAAGCACGUCGAGGCCGGGCUCGGCUCGCGGCUCAAGAAGAGGCUGUCGGCUGAUAUCGGCAAUGAAAUGGAUCAGGCGCAGAAGGAAAUGGCUGACCGCAUGUACAACAUCCUGCCGAUGCACAAGCGAGCGGCGGCGGCGAGCUACAUCAUCCCGCACCAGCAGCCCUUCGAGGUGCUGUACCGCCUCAACUGCGACAACCUCUGCGCCGACUUCACCGAGGACCUGUCCUUCCGCUUCUCCUACGGCAUCACCGCGCUCAUCCAGCGCUUCCAGGGCAAGCACUCCAGCAAGAUCGCGCUCAAGAACCCGCCACAGUACACACAGAUCCCGCCGUCAGUAAGCUCGAUCCCGUCGUCGAUGGAGGUGGCUCGCAGCAACGGGCCGACGCUGGCGGGCAGCGUGGGGCUGUCGGCGGAGGAGUGGGGGCUGGUCAGCAAGUUCGCGCUGGGAGCUCUCACCUCGCAGGGCACCAUGGGCGGCCUGCUGCUGUCCGGACUCCUGCUGAAGACGGUGGGCUGGCGCUUCGUGGCGGUGACGGGCGUGCUGUACGGCGCGCUGUACGCGUACGAGCGGCUGACGUGGACGGCGCGGGCGCAGCAGCGCGUGUUCAAGCAGCAGUACGUGGCGCACGCCAGCAAGAAGCUGCGCCUCAUCGUCGACCUCACCUCCGCCAACUGCAGCCACCAAGUGCAGCAGGAGCUAUCAACGAUGUUCGCGCGGCUGUGCCGGCUGAUCGACGAGGCGACCACGGAGAUGGACUCGGAGCUGUGCGAGGUGAAGGAGGCCAUCAAGAUGCUGGACAGCGCCUCCACCUCCGCCAAGAAGCUGCGCAACAAGGCCAACUACCUCUCGCACGAGCUCGAGCUCUUCGACGACGCCUUCCUUAAGCUCAACUAGGACUCACACGCACAGUGGAAGGAAUAAGCAGCGCAAGCGGCUCGCGAGCGGCGCGUGUGUGUACAUACGGCCCGUGUGUGUUGAGCCGCCGACAUGACAUACUUAGGUUCGCCUCCGUCGCCUCUAGGAAGGUAAACAUGUUUCAUGUCACUGUAUAGUUCAAUGAUAUACCUCUAUUGUAAAUUAGAGCUUUUGUUGUUGUUUUAAACGUUAUUUAUCAGUUUUUAUGUGUUGUAUCACGAUGAAAUCACGCGUAGACUAUCGUCUAAAAACUUGUUAUGACAUUCGUUUGUUGUAUUGAACUUAUUUUAGUUUUUACAUGGUUCCUGACGAUAUUUAAUUUACUUUUAAUGUUUACCUUCCCUAUAUAUAAAUGAACAUCUAGGUGCUACCAAAUGGAUGUAUAAAGACCUCUAAAUCUAAGAAACGUAACGUUUUUAGAUACACUUGUAUAAAAUUGUUAUUACUGAUAAAUUCUACAUGGAGAAUACCUUACGAAAUAUUUACUAUUUGUGUGUUUAAAGGCUAUAUCCAUACGCUUUUACAUGAAUUUCCCUGCAGUAUGUUAUUUAUUGUGAAUGUUUAGAUAGUCAUGGGUACUCAUUAAAAAUAAAUUUAAUCUUGGAGCUCGAUAGCGUCACCCUACUGAUUAGUUACCAUUAACGACAUUUCCGCAUCGAAGUUCCGCAAUAUCGACUAUGCGGCCGCCCUCAUGAUCUGUGAUAUUACUCAUUUUGUUUCAAAAUUGUUUUUAUUCAUCGGCACACUACACAUGAUCCUCAGUGUAAUGGGAAUGGAGCAUUUAUUACGUGUAUCGGUAACUCUUAUAAGCAAAAAUCUAAUAAAAAGUGUAGCAUGGUCAACAUUGCGGAUUAUAAUGAAAUUGUUUCAAUAUAAGGUUAAUUUAUUUAUGAUGUAGUAGCGAAGUGGAGUGUGGUUCUCGGCUGUUGUUAUGUAUGAUGUAGGCAAAGCUGUAUUACUUUACUACAUCAUCACUAACUUACUAUGUUGUCAGAGGAAUGUCUUGGUAUUUUUCUACAACAAUAUGUGAAUGAAAUCUAGAAUUUAAUUCUCAAAUAUACUUCUCAUAUUGGAAAUACAAUAAUAAAUAUGGUGUGUAUUAGAACUAGAUUUUGUAACUUCUCCACUUCUCUGACAAUGUGGUACUUUCAUACAUUUUGGCUAUUUUACAUAAUUGUUAUUUUAUGUAUAGAAUAAAAUGUUAGGUCUCAUUGUAUCGGAUAGGAAGGUACACAGCAUAAAUAAUGAAUGAAUUGGACAUUGGGAGCCAUGCAACCAUUUGAUAUUAGAUAGAUUUUGUUGUCCAUUGUAAUUAGUUAUUGCAUAAUUAGGAGAAUUUUCUUAUGUAAAUAAAUAAAGGAUUCCUUUAUAAA